Messenger RNA from Petromyzon marinus (sea lamprey), 2649 nucleotides. Lineage: Eukaryota; Metazoa; Chordata; Hyperoartia; Petromyzontiformes; Petromyzontidae. The record is from RefSeq and is a predicted model, not a curated record.
CUCUGGCCCAUGGGCCCCAGUACACACUCAAUGGAUACCCACCCUCGGUGUAAGUUGAUGAAUCUAAGUGAGAGUCUACGGAUCUGUGUAGGGUUACGGGCUUUGGUUGGUGCUUGUACAUUACUGUACUACCAACACGGGCCCAUUGGUUAGCCACGGUUUGGCUACGUACAAUUUCGAAAGAAGUUCAACGAACGUGCAUGGUAGAGGUCUUGUUGGGGUGAUGCGCACGUGCUCGGGGUCACACGGGUCUCCCCGCGUACCCACAAGCCUCUGCUCUCGCUUGAUAUCGGCUGACGGCGUAUGCCUCCCGUCCGUGCGGACGCCCAGGCCCGGCACCGGCGGCGGAGGAGGAGGAGGAGGCGGCGACGCGCUCCGUGCAUGAGCUUCUCCGUGCGCUUCCCGCGGGCCCCGCCGUGGGUCCUCGCCGAUGCCACCGUGUCGCUGAGGGCCCCUUCGGAGUACGGGGCCACGGGCACCGUAGAGAUCGUCGCCAACGCUCGGACCGAGGUUGGCCAGGGGUUCCACGUCUCUGAGCCCAAGCCGAUGGUGAGCUCUUUGGCCACGCACGGCAACCCGGACCUGGCGAGGCCCGUGGCCAUCAAGCUGUCAUGGCCCCACCCCCAUUGCGACGACCGGCACGGCGAGCUCCUCACGUCCGGCGCCAGGCCGGUCGCCUCUCCGCGGCAGUCGACGCGCUCCAAAGCUCAAGAACCAAACGAGGCGACGGCGGCCGGGCUGUCCAGAGCCGCCACCUCGGGGUCAUGCCACGGUGAGGCCCGGCUCGGGCUCCAGCCUCCUGCGGUGCCGACAACCGUUUUCCAGGCGGCCGACCCACGGAGGGCGAGGGGCGCAUCGGCGUCGGACUCGAGCCGUGACCGCGAGACGCCGCCGCCGCUGCUGCUGAUGCCGCAUCAGCUGACGGUGGAGCUGCCGAUGCCGCCCUUCGUCGAGUUCUCUUCUUCUUCCUGCUCCUCGUGGUCGACCGUUGGGGGUUUAUGUCGUCUGCCGCGACGGCCGUCGGCGCUGGGUGGCGGCACGGGGGACACGAGCCGGGACACGAGCCGGGACACGAGCCGGGACACGAGCCGGGACACGAGCCGGGACACGAGCCGGGACACGAGCCGGGACACGAGCCGGGACACGAGCCGGGACACGAGCCGGGACACGAGCCGGGACACGAGCCGGGACACGAGCCGGGACACGAGCCGGGAGGAGCUGCGCUCCGCCGUGCCUUGCGAGCCGAGGCCGGUGACCCCGCCGACCCUCCUCACGCCGUGGGAUUUUGAGCUGGGCCCACGCGCGCCCACUCGACUUGUCAUCCCGCCGACCCCGCCGCCGCAGCCGUCUGUGCUGACUCAAUCCCAGCUGCAGGACACGCUGCUCUACCUGCUGCAGAACGACGACGAAUUUGUGGACAGAAUCCACCGCGCUUACCUGCACCGCUCCUCUGGCGCCGCGUCGCGAGACGCCCACCCCCAGUGCCUUCCGCGUUGAGCGGCACCCUAGAGGCUCCACACCCACGGCGACGCAAAAUCAACCCGGAGGUGGUGGUCGUGACGGCUCCAGCGUUACGCAACGCCGAACCGUGCGGCCUUACCACCACCACCGCCAGCAGCGGCAGCAGCAGCGGGGGCGGCGAUUUUCAAUUUGAACAGCAUCUCGGCGCAGCUGCUUGCCGCAGGACUACGUUGCGGUAGAAGCGGCAGCGAGGUCAGGCCAGGGGAGCACGGGGCACCAGCCCAGGACCAUACAAACACAGACCCUAGCAACAACGACAACGAGCCAAAGUGACCGUCAGGGCAGCCGGCGUAGCCAGGGCAGCACCUAAGCACCCCAGGCUACGCUGGCACCCACCCACUUGCCAAAGAGUCCCCAGGCGGGACCCAAAGUGCCUUGAACACGGAGUGGGGGGGGGCACCCACCCUUCACCUGUGCCGGCUCACCUGGGUCCAGCCGCGUUGUUGAUUGGGUGUCCAGGGAUGGUUUAUGUUAUUUGUUGUGUGCCAAAGUUUUAGCGAAAUAACCAUCACAGCCACGUUAGGGUGCUGGAGGCCCCGUGGUGGCUGCGUCGGGGGGAAACGCCGAGCCGGUACCGCUGACAAUCCUGGGUUUGAGUCCGGGUUUCAGCCGGUGAUUCGACCGGAAUUCUCAAGUGCAGUGGGCGAGUUUUGACUGUCUUCAGCCCGGUCACCAAAGACUACGCGAAAAACCUUUCUCGCGUUAAUAGCCCAGCCGCUUGAGAGGUUUGAAAACGUAAGUUUUUUUUUGGACAUUUUUCUUUUGGCAAGGUCUGUGCAAGUGAAAAAGAAUGUGGCCCCAUCGUGGGCGGAUAAAGAGACACCAAAAGAAGCGGCUCCUUCGGAAGAAGUUCCGCGACGUCCUCUUCCGGCGCCGGGCGUCGUCGUCCGCCGCUCGCUGUGAUGAGGUGGGGGCGGGGGCGGUGGGGACCUUGUGGAACGCGCCCUCGAUCUGAACGUCUCGGUUGGGUCACCGUCGUGACGUUUGCCGAGGGGAGUUGCCGGGUCGGCUCCAGGUUACGUGGACGCUUCCCCCGCGCGCCCCCACGCCUCUGCCCCCGCACCUGGCCGAUUUCGAUUUAUUUGGACCCCUCUUCCCACUUUGGCAAGCGGCGAUUACGCUCGUCUA